UAUACAAUCUGUAUUGAACUGUCCAUUAGAGCCAUUCCAACAAAGAGAAAAGGCAGUUUGCUUUCAUUCUCUGUUAACAGUACUUCUGGCAUUUAGGAAUCUGUAUAAAAUAGAAGCUGGGGCCUGAAUUCUUCAAACCCACAGUGGUUGCUGCAUUCCAUUCACAAAGCAGAAUAGCAAUGAAAGAUUCUAAGGAGAAGAACUUUGUAGGGUGUUGGGGGCCUAGAUUGGUGGUCAGAAAAUGGCUGAAUAUAAAGACGAAAACAGAUGAAUUCCAUGCUGAUAACAUUUUUAAAGAGAAAUUGUUGAACAAAACUGAAUAUGACAUAAGGCUAAGGCCGGAGCCAUAUAUAUCCCAGGCCACGGAUGUUCAAAAUUUAAGGGUAUUUGCGGGAACAUGGAAUGUUGGGGGUAAAGCACCCUUCAAAGGCCUCGAAUUGGAUGAAUGGUUGCACGCAUCAUCCGCUUCAGCGGACAUUUAUGUUAUGGGGUUUCAGGAAAUUGUGCCCUUAAAUGCAGGAAAUGUACUGGGUGUAGAAGACAAUGGCCCUGCAGGCAAAUGGCUAUCCCUUAUUUGCCAAACAUUGAACAGGAACAUAAAUCAAAGUAGCAGCAGCUUAUCACCUUGCAGCCAGGAUGGAUCAGCAUGUUCAUCAGACACACUAAAUCGUUUCUGUUCUGAUUUAGGGGAAUCUGAAGUGCAUAAGAAUUCGAGUGGGCGAGAUUCACCAUGCACUGUUCUUCACUCUCCAAUGUCAUAUACUUCCCCAUCAGAUAGAUCUGAUUCUGAUGAGAUGAAUUACAGAAUCGAUUCAAGUCAACCAAAUUAUUAUUUGGCUGCUAGCAAGCAGAUGGUUGGCAUUUUCCUCUGUGUUUGGGUGCGAAGUGAUCUGAGACACCAUGUCCGAGAUUUAAAGGUCUCUUGUGUUGGUCGUGGCCUAAUGGGAUACCUUGGAAACAAGGGUUCCAUUUCCAUCAGCAUGUUAUUCCAUCAGACAAGUUUCUGCUUUGUUUGCACUCAUUUAACAUCAGGGGAGAAGCGGGGUGAUGAGAUACGGAGGAAUUUUGAUGUUACAGAGAUCAUACAGAAGACACACUUUCGACAAUAUGACAAGAUUUUGGCACAGAAAAUUCCAGAAAGCAUUUUGGAGCAUGAUCAAAUUAUUUGGCUUGGGGAUUUGAACUAUCGUCUUGCACUUCAUUACGAUGACAGUAAAAAACUGAUGGAAAAAAAUGACUGGGAAGCUUUGUUAGAGAAAGAUCAGCUUCGAAUUGAGAAAAAAGCAGGACGCAUAUUUAAAGGGUGGAAUGAAGGAAAAAUAUAUUUCCCUCCUACGUACAAGUACUGCAGGAAUUCAGAACACUAUGUGGGAGAAAAGAUUAGAUCAAGAACAAAAAGACGUACACCGGCAUGGUGUGAUCGUAUACUUUGGUAUGGUAAAGGCUUAAGGCAACUCUCUUAUGUCCGUGGAGAAUCAAAGUUCUCUGAUCACCGGCCUGUUUAUUCAGUUUUUAUGGCAGAGGUGGAAAUGCUCAACAAAAACAAAUCAGAAAAAGGUUUAAUGAGUUUAGGUGCAAGAUUCCAAGAGGAAGACCUGCUACCCAAAACCAAAAGUUGUCACUAAAUUCUCAAAUUUAAUCCAUCAUAUUCUAGCGAUACUUCGUGAACAAAAAGGGAUAUGCUCUUAUAUUGUGCUCCAAAAGCAGUGGUUACUUUGCUUCUAGGAAACAUUAGAUUCAAUUUUAUAAUGCAACUAAAAUGCAUUGUUGUAGAGAGAACUUUCCAAAAGAAAGUCAUGUCUACUAGAAGGCAUUUAUAUAUGGCUUUCUGUGGUCUUUCAUGGGGGACUGUGAGCUAUGUAGCUAGCACUACAGAGGAGCAGUUGUUUUAUGCAUUAUAAUACAGCCAUAGUGUUGAGGUCACCAUAUGACAAUGAUAUUAGGCUUUUGAUAUGAAUAUCUUGAAGUAUAUAUGUGUGCAAAAGUUUCUGGAAAAUCCUGUGUUUUUUUAUAUCAGCAUUUCGGAUUGCACUCAGCAAUCCAUCAUCAGGAAGAGGAAAAGGCAAAAUGGAACAUACCAAAAGUGCGGGACAGACACACAAAGGCAAGCAACACCAAGUGACCAAACAAUACAAACAGAGCCAGGUUCAAGAAUAAGACCAUCGCUGUAAGGGGAAGAGAAAGCGCAGUAUGUAAGGGAAGGAGAGGGCAUAGAUAACAGAAGUGGCGAAGAAAAAUAGGUCAAUACUGUAGGUAAGAAUGGAGGAGAAGCAUAGUUGUGAGUAUGAUCCAUUACUAAGGACGUUGUUCCAUGGAGGGGACAACCACCAUGAUUCAAUAAAAUAUUUGAAACACCUAUAGAAAUGGGAAUAAUUAAAAAUUUCUUCAAAAUUUCCAGUGUGAUUUUUAUUAGGACAUUUGAUGGAUGUGAAGAAAGCUUAAAGUUUGUAACAUCUGAUCUGUUAAGCAAUACUGAUUAAAAUGAGAACAUAUAUGUAGUAUAUCAGUAAAGAAGUGUGUGUAAGAAUUUGAAAUUUUAUGGAGUGGCAA
Molecule: messenger RNA, 2550 nt
Organism: Cryptomeria japonica (Japanese cedar)
Lineage: Eukaryota; Viridiplantae; Streptophyta; Pinopsida; Cupressales; Cupressaceae
Product: type IV inositol polyphosphate 5-phosphatase 6-like
Exons: 12
Coding region: 180-1625 (481 amino acids)
Biological process (GO): phosphatidylinositol dephosphorylation
Molecular function (GO): phosphatidylinositol-3,4,5-trisphosphate 5-phosphatase activity; inositol-polyphosphate 5-phosphatase activity; phosphatidylinositol-4,5-bisphosphate 5-phosphatase activity
Source: RefSeq, a predicted model, not a curated record